Ceratitis capitata (Mediterranean fruit fly) is the source of this 1280-nucleotide messenger RNA. It is a transcript of the gene Pih1D1, whose product is annotated as PIH1 domain-containing protein 1. The record is from RefSeq and is a predicted model, not a curated record. Gene Ontology annotation, biological process: box C/D snoRNP assembly; rRNA processing. The coding region runs from base 116 to 1180 and encodes 354 amino acids. Gene Ontology annotation, cellular component: cytoplasm; R2TP complex; ribonucleoprotein complex. The transcript has 5 exons. Lineage: Eukaryota; Metazoa; Arthropoda; Insecta; Diptera; Tephritidae.
CUGUCAAAAUAUGUAUGUCAUUGUGUUAUUGUGCGAUUUGUUUAUCAGUAAUUUUUGUUCGAUUGGCACAAUUUAUAAAGAAUUUUCUGGUUUCUCAGCAAAUAUUUAAUUAAAAAUGGCGCGUUCAACAAACUUUUUAGAUGCGGAUGGAAGUUUAAUGGAAAAAAAUCUGAAAUUUGUGAAGAAUGAAAUAGAAGACGAGCUAAAUCAAUUCUUCUCCGGUGCACAAACCGCUGGUGUAACAAACGAGUCGCUGGCGCCUCCACGUGAAUAUAAAAUUGUACAACCAAAAUCAGGCAUCUGCAUCAAAAGCUUCAAGACCAAUACGGAUGAGAAAUUCUUCAUCAAUGUUUGCCAAAGUGAGGAGAUACCGCCACCGGAAGACAUCACUGAAGAGCAAUUGGCUGACAUUUUGCAAUCGGAAGCGCCAAGCUCAUUCCGUAUACCCAUGAGCAUAUCCGAUCCACGCAUAACUAAGGAUAAGUCCAAUAAUUCCGUUGAUGUUUCUGAUAUUGCGAUUAAUCCGAAAUUCUUCGUAAAAGUUCAGAAAUCCUUGCUCUUCAAGGACUUUUUCCUAGCACUAAUUGCCGAGGCCUUGAACGAUAAAUAUAAUGUACAAAUCAAAGUUGAAAAAUCGAUUAUAUUGCAAAAUAGAAAAUUUAUCGGUACACUUGUGCAACAUCGUGUACGCAAUAAUGAUGUGAAAACCGUUAUAAACUCAUAUAAACAACCAAGUGAGGAGGAUAAAAAGAAGUUAGCUCAAUUAGAGGGCGCGAAUGCGAUUGGGGGCGGUAAGAAAGCGCCUUUAGUUCAGGAGAUCAACGCCAAUGAGUUGAAUGUAUUGAAACAGAAAUCGGAAGAGAUCAAACAAAACUCAACAAAUAUUAAACAGGCGAUUUCCCUGGCCGGUUCCUCUGUGCCGGAAUUCAAAUUGCGUGCCAAGUUGUGUGAGGAGGAAGUGGAGGAAAUACAUGCCGAAUUCUACCUGCCGAAAUGUAUCUCCUCAAAUGAAAUCACCUUGGAUAUUGGUGAAGAUCGUAUUUUAUUGGAAUCAAUGAAACGUGGCUAUAUGUUCGAUAAAUUCGUUAAUUAUCGAUUAAAUCAAGAACGUGCACGUGCUAUCUUUGAUAAAACUAAUAAAAUGCUUCAAGUCCGUAUUCCAGUAUAUCCAGUGCAUUGAUGAGAUUUUUUAUUGUUUUUAAUAUAAAUACAUACUUAUAUAACUGAGUUAAAACUGUUUGCAGCUAUGAAAUUGUAAAUAAAUUUGGUUUUGGGGAAUA